CAUGUGGCGCGCUUACAUUAAUGUCAAAGCCUAACAUGGUGGAUGUGCUCCUUCCUUUGAGAGCUCAGUUUUCUCUAAUCCACUCAUCUCCAUCAAUAUUUCUUCAUUGUUUGAUUAAUGAGUUUCCAGCUUCUAAGAAUCCAUCACACAUUAAAGCCAGCUAGGUCGGAAAAGCUAUGGGACAAGAUACAUUGAUUUAUAGCUUUGUGUCCAGAGGAACCGUCAUCCUAGCCGAGUACACCGAGUUCUCUGGCAAUUUCAUCGACGUCGCCGGCCAGUGCCUCCACAAGCUCCCCGCUUCCGACAACAAAUUCACCUACAACUGCGAUGGCUACACUUUCAAUUACCUCGCCGAGAACGGUUUCACCUACUGCAUUGUUGCAAGGGACUCUGCCGGAUCACAACUUCCAACUGCCUUCUUGCAACGCGUGAAGGAGGAUUUUAUCAAGAGAUAUGGUAAAGGGAAGGCAGAUACUGCGAUUGCCAAAAGUCUUACUAAAACAUUUGGCCCCAAACUGAAAGAGCACAUGAAAUAUUGUGUUGAUCAUCCUGAAGAAAUUAGCAAGCUCGCCGCAGUUCAGGGUCAGGUGAAUGAAGUAAAAGGUGUAAUGAUGGGAAACAUUGAGAAGGUUCUUGACCGUGGUGAGAAGAUUGAGCUUCUUGUUGAUAAAACAGAGAAUCUUCGCUCACAGGCACAAGAUUUCAAGAAACAAGGAACCGCAGUUAAAAACAAGUUGUGGUUCGAAAAUAUGAAGGUGAAGCUUAUAGUGAUGGCAAUCAUUAUAGCUCUGAUUCUUAUUAUUGUCUUGUCUGUCUGCCAUGGUUUCAAGUGCUGAUUACUACCCUGUAAGUUAUUCCAUGGUCAGUCUCGACAAAUUUGCCAUUUCAGUGCACAUACAGCUUUCUAAAGCUAAAUUUCUAGAAGAGGCUGCGAAGGUAGGCCUAACCGUGCUUUUAGGAGGAAUUGAAUCUUUCAUUUCCUCUUAGAUGAUAUAUGUAUUCAUUUAUAUUUAUGAUGCUUUAGUUUUCCCAAGUUGACCCCAUAAUUAAGUGAACUGGGUGUGGAAUAAGGUGCCACUCAAUUAGUUUUGAUAUUUCUUAUGAGUAUAUCCAAAUCUCAAAUCUAAAAAUUUACGCAAAUUUCGCUCCAUUUGCUUGUCAAUAAAAACUGUAUGAACCAUGGUUUGUUUCUCCA
Molecule: messenger RNA, 1195 nt
Organism: Cuscuta europaea
Lineage: Eukaryota; Viridiplantae; Streptophyta; Magnoliopsida; Solanales; Convolvulaceae
Source: the annotation of a GenBank genome assembly